Messenger RNA from Elgaria multicarinata webbii, 6182 nucleotides. RefSeq names its product collagen type XIV alpha 1 chain (gene COL14A1). The transcript is spliced from 47 exons. Gene Ontology annotation, cellular component: interstitial matrix. NCBI's taxonomy places the organism in Eukaryota, Metazoa, Chordata, Lepidosauria, Squamata, Anguidae. Gene Ontology annotation, molecular function: protein binding. The record is from RefSeq and is a predicted model, not a curated record. The coding region runs from base 1 to 5646 and encodes 1881 amino acids.
AUGGACACUGGUACAACGUCAGUAACGCUUGCGAGCACGACAACUUUCCCAGGGUCCGUUGUGGCCCCACCAUCAAGAUUAAGAUAUACUGUUGUUGAUCAUGACAGUAUUCAGAUUUCAUGGAAAGCCCCUAAAGGGCAAUUGGAUGGAUAUAAACUCCUCGUCACUCCAAAUGCAGGUGGGAAAACCAAUGAGCUCACUCUUCAAAACAAUGCAAACAAAGCAAUUAUUCAAGGUCUUAUCCCUGAUCAGAGCUAUACGGUUCAGAUAGUUGCAUUUGCAAAGGACCAAGAAAGCAAGGCAGCUCAAGGCCAGUUCCGAAUUAAAGACAUCGAGAAAAAAAAGGAAACUUCAGGCAAACCCAAAGUCAAGGAUGUAGGUAAAUGGAAACCCUCCAUUCCAACAGAGGAUUCAGAAAGUACAGCAUCUCCAAAAGCAGAAGAAAACCAAUUUAAAUGCAAAAGUCCCGCCAUUUCAGACAUAGUGAUCCUAGUCGACGGUUCUUGGAGUAUUGGCAGAUACAACUUCAGGCUCGUGCGUCUUUUCCUGGAGAAUUUGGUGGCUGCCUUCAAUGUGGGUUCUGAAAAAACAAGAAUAGGUCUUGCACAAUACAGCGGCGACCCACGGAUAGAAUGGCAUUUGAAUGCUCAUAGCACAAAAGAUGCUGUUUUAGAUGCAGUGCGUAACCUGCCUUAUAAGGGUGGAAACACCUUAACAGGCCUUGCCUUGACUUUUAUCUUGGAAAACAACUUCAAACCUGAAGCAGGUGCAAGACCUGGGGUCCCCAAAAUUGGUAUAUUGAUCACAGAUGGGAAAUCCCAAGAUGAUGUCAUCCCACCUGCAAAAAACCUGAGAGAUGCUGGCAUUGAAUUGUUUGCUAUUGGUGUAAAGAAUGCAGAUGAAAACGAACUGACGGAGAUUGCCUCUGAACCAGACAGCACUCAUGUCUACAACGUUGCUGACUUCAGCUUCAUGAACUCCAUUGUGGAAGGACUUACAAAGACUGUGUGCUCAAGAGUCGAAGAACAGGAAAAAGAAAUCAAAGGAACGUUGGUGGCCACGCUUGGGGCUCCUACAGAUUUGAUCACAUCCGAAGUGACAGCCAGAGGUUUCCGUGUGAGUUGGACUCAUGCACCUGGCAAAGUGGAAAAAUACAGGGUUGUCUACUAUCCCACUAGAGGUGGGCAGCCAGAGGAGGUGGUGGUGGACGGCAGUGUUUCAACGGCUGUACUGAAAAACCUGAUGUCUAUAACUGAAUACCAGAUAGCUGUUUUUGCUAUAUAUAUUAGCUCUGCCAGUGAAGGCCUCCGGGGUACAGAAACUACACUUGCUUUGCCAAUGGCAUCCGAGCUGGAGCUGUAUGAUGUAUCGCACAGCAGCAUGAGAGCAAAGUGGAACGGAGUAGCGGGUGCAACUGGCUAUAUGAUCCUGUAUGCUCCUCUAACCGAUGGGCUAGCAGCAGAUGAAAAGGAGAUGAAAAUUGGAGAAAGCUCAACCGAUAUGGAACUGGAGGGUCUGCUGCCCAAUACAGAAUACACGGUCACGGUUUAUGCAAUGUUUGGAGAAGAAGCCAGCGAUCCCCUUACUGGACAAGAAACAACACUGCCUUUAAGUCCACCUCAAAACCUGAAGUUUUCAAAUGUUGGACACAGCUCAGCUAAGAUAACAUGGGAUCCGGCUUCCAAAAAAGUGAAAGGCUAUCGUAUUAUGUAUGUUAAGACAGAUGGAACAGAAACCAAUGAGGAAGAGGUUGGUCAUGUUUCAACCCACACUCUGAAGAGUCUGACUUCUCUCACAGAAUAUACCAUUGCUAUUUUCUCCAUUUAUGAUGAGGGCCAGUCUGAGCCACUCACUGGCAGCUUUACCACAAAAAAAGUUCCAUCACCUCAGUAUUUGGAAAUACAUGAAGUAUCUACAGAAAGUUUUAGAGUCAGCUGGAAGCCACCAUCUUCUGACGUAGCCCUUUAUCGGCUAGCAUGGAUUCCACUGGGUGGGGAAGAAGCUGAAGAGAUUGUUUUAAGUGGAGAUCUGGACACUCACGAGAUCGAAGGCUUGCUACCUGGUACAGAGUAUGAGGUGUCCUUGGUGGCCAUCUUUGAUGAUGAAAGUGAAAGUGAUGUUGUUGCUGUUCUUGGGACCACAAUUGAAAUGUCAACUACUGAAUUGACCACUCCAACCACUACUAGUACCACCACUUCCCGGCCUACAACAGCAGUCUUUCGAACAGGAAUAAGGAAUCUGGUUGUAGAUGAGGAAACUACCUCAAGCUUAAGGGUAAAAUGGGACAUUACAGACUACAACGUUCGUCGAUUCAGAGUGACGUACCUCGCUGCCCGUGGUGAUCGUGAUGAGGAGGUGGUAAUGGUCCCCGCAAGGCAAAACAAUUUGCUUCUUCAGCCGUUGCUUUCAGACACUGAAUAUAAAGUUAUGGUCACUCCUAUCUAUGCUGAUGGGGAUGGUGUCAGUUUAUCAGUUCCAGGAAAAACCUUGCCCCUGUUUGCUCCACAGAACCUGAGAGUCUCUGAAGAGUGGUACAACAGAUUGCGGAUUAGCUGGGAUGCCCCUCCAUCACCCACAAUGGGAUACAGGAUAGUAUAUAAACCUGUGAACAUCCCUGGGCCAGCGCUUGAGACCUUUGUGGGGGACGAUAUCAACACUAUCCUUAUUUUAAAUUUGCUUAGUGGAACUGAAUACAGUGUUAAAGUAUUUGCUUCAUACUCAACGGGAUUCAGCGAUGCCUUAGCGGGUGUAGCCAAAACAUUGUACUUGGGAGUGACAAAUCUGGGAGCCUAUCAAGUCCGCAUGACAAGUAUAUGUGUUCAGUGGCAACUUCACCGGCAUGCAACUGCCUACAGGAUAGUGAUUGAAUCUCUGGUUGAUGGGACAAAGGGAGAAGUACUACUUGGUGGAGGUACUCCUAGACACUGCUUCUUUGAGCUCAUUCCUGGUACAGAAUAUAAAAUCAGCAUUUAUACACAGCUUCAAGAAAUAGAGGGGUCUGGAGUUAGCAUAAUGGAGACAACAUUGCCAUUCCCAACUCAACCUCCACCAACUCCUUCAACCACCACUCCACAACCUACAAUUCCUCCUGCAAAGGAAGUUUGCAAAGCUGCAAAGGCAGACCUUGUGUUUUUGGUGGACGGGUCAUGGAGCAUUGGAGAUGACAAUUUCAACAAAAUAAUCAGCUUUCUGUACAGCACUGUUGGAGCUCUUGAUAAGAUUGGCCCUGAUGGAACUCAAGUGGCAAUUGCUCAGUUCAGUGAUGAUCCCAGGACAGAAUUUAAACUGAAUGCCUACAGAACGAAAGAAACUCUUCUGGAGGCCAUCCAACAAAUUGCAUACAAAGGAGGAAAUACCAAAACAGGCAGAGCGAUUAAGCAUGCUCAGCAGGCCUUAUUUACUAUUGAUUCUGGGACCAGAAAGGGAAUCCCAAAAGUUUUGGUGGUGAUCACAGAUGGGCGAUCGCAGGACGAUGUGAACAAAGUCUCCAGAGAGAUGCAGCUAGAUGGCUUCAGUAUAUUUGCUAUUGGAGUAGCAGAUGCCGACUAUGCAGAACUGGUUAACAUUGGCAGCAAGCCUAGUGAACGGCAUGUCUUCUUUGUGGACGACUUUGAUGCCUUUAAGAAGAUUGAAGAUGAACUGAUCACUUUCGUCUGUGAAACGGCAUCAGCAACUUGCCCACUGGUUUAUAAAGAUGGCAACAGCCUAGCAGGAUUUAAAAUGAUGGAGAUGUUUGGUUUGGUUGAAAAGGAGUUUGCAACAGUGGAAGGGGUUUCAAUGGAGCCUGGAACUUUUAAUGCCUAUUCCUGUUACAGACUACGUAAAGAUGCCCUGGUUUCCCAGCCGACCAAAUAUUUACACCCAGAGGGGCUUCCUUCAGACUACACCAUUACCUUCCUCUUUCGUAUACUCCCUGAAACACCCGAGGAACCAUUUGCCCUCUGGGAGAUUCUAAAUGAAGAAUAUGAGCCCCUGGUUGGAGUUAUUUUGGACAACGGUGGCAAAACCUUGACUUUCUUCAAUUAUGACUACAAAGGUGAAUUCCAGACAGUUACUUUUGAAGGACCUGAUAUAAAAAAAAUAUUUUAUGGAAGCUUCCAUAAGUUGCAUGUUGUCAUCAGCAAAACUACUGCCAAAGUGGUGAUUGACUGCAAACAAGUGAGUGAGAAGAUGAUCAGUGCAGCAGGCAAUAUUACUUCUGAUGGGAUAGAAGUGCUGGGGAGAAUGGUUCGAUCAAGAGGACCAAGGGACAACUCUGCACCAUUCCAGUUGCAGAUGUUUGAUAUCGUUUGUACCACUUCAUGGGCCAAUAGAGAUAAAUGCUGUGAACUUCCAGCUUUGAGAGAUGAAGAAAGCUGCCCUGCCCUUCCUCAUUCUUGCUCCUGUUCUGAAGUCAGCAAGGGAGCUCAUGGACCACCUGGACCACCAGGUGGUCCCGGUCUCCGAGGUCCAAAGGGUAACCGUGGUGAUCAUGGUCCAAAGGGACCAGAUGGCCCUCGUGGUGAAAUUGGCGUUCCUGGUCCUCAAGGCCCCCCUGGGCCCCAGGGCCCCAGUGGACUUUCCAUCCAAGGACUCCCGGGAACAACUGGUGAAAAAGGAGAAAAGGGAGAAACUGGCCGUUCUGGCCUACAGGGUGUCCCAGGAUCAUCUGGGUCGCCAGGGCGGGAUGGAAACCAAGGCCAAAGGGGCCUGCCAGGCAAAGAUGGGCCCACUGGACCUCAAGGACCCCCAGGGCCUGUGGGAAUACCUGGAGCUCCAGGUGUGCCAGGAGUUAUGGGUAAUAUUGGGCCACAAGGUGAUGCUGGGCCACCUGGACUUCCUGGAGCAAAAGGCGAGAGGGGUGAACGUGGAGACCUUCAGUCACAUGCAAUGGUACGGGCAGUGGCUCGCCAGGUGUGCGAACAGCUUAUCCAGGGUCAUCUCGCCAGAUAUAACUCAAUCUUAAAUCAGAUUCCAAGCCAGUCUGUUUCAACACGAACUGUUCCCGGACCCCCUGGUGAACCAGGACGGCAAGGACUACCUGGACCACAGGGAGAACAAGGAUCUCCUGGAAGGCCAGGAUUUCCAGGCAGCCCCGGCCAGUCCGGAAGACCCGGUGAAAGAGGUUUAUCAGGAGAGAAGGGAGAGCGAGGUAACCCAGGUGUUGGAACGCAAGGCCCUCGAGGGCCCCCGGGAUCAGCAGGACCUCCGGGUGAAAGUCGAACUGGCAGCCCUGGCCCUCCAGGUCCACCAGGUCCAAGAGGAUCAGCUGGUCACACAGGUGUUCCUGGGCCACAGGGUGCAUCAGGACAGCCCGGUUACUGUGAUCCUUCUUCCUGUGCUGGUUAUGGAACAGGUGGUGGAUACGGGGACCCAACUGAUCAAGAUAUCCCUGUCGUGCCAUUGCCUCAUAACUCCUACCAGCUCUAUGACCCUGAGGAGCUUUAUGAUGAUGAGCAACAGCCCUAUCUAGUCCAUGGGUCCUACCCUCAUCCUCAGUCCUCGUACCCAGACCCUCAUCUUGCUCAACCAGAGUUCACACCUGUCCGAGAAGAGAUGGAAGCUGUUGAGCUCAGAUCUCCCGGAAUAAGUCGCUUUACUAGUAGAAUCUCCAAAAGAAGCAUCAGCUCUCCGAUACGGAAGCGGGUGAUUAAGAAAACCUCGUAACGAACUUAUUUCUUUUUUCUUUGUGUGCAUUAUAUUACAUGAUUUUUAAGGCUUCUGUCCAACUGCCUAAAUAGUGUCAUGGAAAUUGUUUACAGGCUUAUAUGUUAAAGGGGGAAAAAUACAUUGUACAUGACCACUUUGGCCAAACAGGAAAGAAGAAAAAAGCUAAUUAUGUUGCAUGCCAAAAGUUAUUAGCAUUAUAGUGAAAACUCCAAGGGACAUUUUUGUAGAUCUUUGUAGUUAUUUUAUGAGUAUGGUUCAGUGCACAUUUCAAAACACUGCAUGAUCAGCUGAUAUAUUUGAACAAACUCAAGGAGAGUUCAGGAAUAUCUUGCUUUCUGAAUUUUUCUGUUUAAAUUUUGAUUGCGUGCCUUCCUUACAAAUUAAAGUCAACUGUGUUGGUUGCACUUAAAAAACAUCCUUUUUGAAGAUUUAUAUGAAGUGGGAUUGUCUUCCCACAGUAUUCCUAUUAAAUACCUAUUAGAAACACACCAAUAAUUUAUUAUGGAUCUAUUACUACUCUGUUUUGUAUGCAA